UUAACUACAGAUAAAUUGGAGAAAUGCAACUAUUCUAGAUAUUUCACAAUUGAAAUAUUUUUCUUUUUCUUUCUCUUUUCAGGUGACUACUUAGUUCUUCCUUCGGGGAACCUUCAGAUUAUCUCAGUGUCAGCCCAGCACCAGGGCAUGUACAAAUGCGGUGCAUUCAACCCUGUCACCAGUGAAACCGUUGUGCAGCCUCAUGGUACCAAGGUGUCAGUAAAACCUUCAGUCACCUCCUCUGUGCGGAUAGUUUACCCCACUGCUCCAAAGGCUGUUGCAGUGCUACAGUCUCAGCGGCUGAUACUGGAGUGUAUUGUGUCUGGAAGUGCACCACCAGUGGCCAAGUGGUUUAAAAACGGCGAGGAGCUAACGGCAGAGCUUUCACAUCAACACCAGCACAACAACCUGGUCUUUGCCUCAGUGACAAGAAAUGACAAUGGAACGUACGCCUGUGCUGCCCAGACUGAGCAGGGAACUGUGAAGAGCGCAAACUACACUGUGAAUGUUGUUG
Messenger RNA from Cynoglossus semilaevis (tongue sole), 514 nucleotides. RefSeq names its product cell adhesion molecule-related/down-regulated by oncogenes-like. The record is from RefSeq and is a predicted model, not a curated record. The transcript has 2 exons. The annotation marks the transcript as partial. NCBI's taxonomy places the organism in Eukaryota, Metazoa, Chordata, Actinopteri, Pleuronectiformes, Cynoglossidae. Gene Ontology annotation, biological process: cell-cell adhesion; nervous system development.